UAUAAAUGAUCCGGGGGGGGCGGGGGGGGGAAGAAAAAUUUAGAAAGGAUAACAAUGCCGGGAGCAGACGAACUCUGUACAUGGCAACCUCACCAAGAGGUCGACAACGAUUGUAUCUUCGAAUGGGAUGAAAAUUCGCAGCUCUAUUAUCACUCCAGCUCUGGUUUUUAUUAUAAUCCAUAUGAAUGUUGGUACUACAGCAGCCGAUAUGGUUCAUAUUACAAAUUUGAAAAUGGGAACUAUGUUCCUCUCGGCUUGGAGAAUGAUCAGGCUAACCGGGUAGAAAUGUCUGUUGAUGUUGAAAUUCCCGGUUUAGAUUGCUUCAUCGACAAAAAGCAGGGUCUGUGUAAUGAUAAUCUUAGAGAAGAUUGUGAAGAUCCGGUAGAAAGGAUUGGAACAGCUUCUGUGGAAUGCUUGAAUGAUGACCUGGGAUAUGUCAAGAAUCAAACAACAGAAAGUCUGGCUCCACCAUCUGAAUGGCUAGAAGAUACUCUAAUCGAUCUUUAUUUGUCGGGCUACCCCAACCAAGCUGCCACAACUCCCUCUGAUGAGGUGCCUAUUGUUAAUUCCUUGGAUGCUGCCAAAGAUGGUGAAGAAGAAAAUGGUAUUUGCGGAUUAGAAGAAGGUGAAAGGAUAAUUGAUGACCAUCCUGGCUCUUGCGCUUCAAGCCAGAAAAUUACUGAUGAAGGUGUUUCCUUGGAAGAAGAGAAUUGGUUGGCACAAUAUGGUCAAGUCACUGAAGCAACUGAAAUUUCUGAUUUGGAUGCUCAAAUAGUGGAUUUAUGGGACUGGGAAAUCAUCAGAGAGAACAGAAAAGAUGGAAAGACUAUGGUAGUCAGAUUGGUUGGCCGACUGGUGAAAAGCCUGUCCAAGCUUCAUCCAUCAGUUUCAUCAGGCAGAGUUCGACUAAAAACUGCACCAAUUUGUGAAGCUCAUCUUGAUCUCAUUUCAGUUACAUCAGGCCAGAUGUACAGGCUUAGGAGGCCUAGCUUACAACAUUUGGCAUCUGUGUCGACGUAUGAUUCUGCAAAUCCAAGUAAGGAUUGGGGCUUUCCUCAGCUUUCAACCUAUAAAGGGACGCAGCAACCUCAUCAUGGCCACAAUCUUUGUUUUGAAUCUUCUGCUUCAGCCCAUGCAUUUAAGGAGGAAAAGCAACAAUAUCCAUAUAGGGAUAGGGCUGCAGAGAGAAGAGCUUUGCACGGUGGUUUUGGUGUUGGUCCUGGACAGAAGAAGGCAUUAAAUGCUGCUAGCUCAGCUCCAUCAUCUCCUACUUCAGAUUUUCCUGAAGCUGCGGCGAAGUCAAAUAGCAUUUCUUUUGGAGCAGGUAGCUACGCCAGAAAACUUCUUGAAGGAAUGGGGUGGAAGGAGGGUGAGGCACUUGGGAAAAGCACGAAGGGUUUUAUAGAACAACUGCAAGCGGUUGGAAACAAAGGAAAUGCAGGAUUGGGUUGGGAUAAUGGCAGAAAAAUGUCAUCCUGA
Molecule: messenger RNA, 1479 nt
Organism: Oldenlandia corymbosa var. corymbosa
Lineage: Eukaryota; Viridiplantae; Streptophyta; Magnoliopsida; Gentianales; Rubiaceae
Source: the annotation of a GenBank genome assembly